Messenger RNA from Echinostoma caproni, 1242 nucleotides. The record is from the annotation of a GenBank genome assembly. Lineage: Eukaryota; Metazoa; Platyhelminthes; Trematoda; Plagiorchiida; Echinostomatidae.
CAGAAUGAAGUGAUCCAAUUGGUGGGCGAUCUCGUGGACGAAUAUCGCAAUCGAAAAGAACGCUUCUCACAAACCAAAUCUUCUACACCGUCUAGCACAAAAGGUUCGUCUUCCACACCGGGCUAUCGUCCGCUGCGCUGUCUUCCAUUGCAUGGCGCACUGCCUCAGACCGAUCAGCUACGCAUAUUCGAUCGUCCCACUAGAGCCUGUCGUAAAGUGAUCGUGGCCACUAACAUCGCCGAGGCUUCAGUCACACUGCCUGGCAUUUCUUACGUGGUUGAUUGUGGAUUCGCUCGAUUGCGGGCAUACAAUCCGACUAACGCGUUGGAAGCGCUCGUCACAUUGCCCACCUCACAGGCGUCCGCUCGACAACGUGCGGGGCGUGCUGGUCGAACGCGCACGGGCGAGGCNGUUGCACUUGGCGCCUUGGACCCGGACACGGGACGAUUGACCAUGCCACGGGGGCUGAGACUAGCUGAGGUGUCUACUGCUUGUGGCUUGGAUCAGCCGUCGGCAGCAGCCGCUCUGUUAGGGGCGUGUGAAGAGGGUUGUUCUCAGGAAGUUGCUGCCAUCGUGGCAUUGAUGCAGAUUCAACGUAUUUUUGUCACUAGUGCGGGUCAAAAGCGCACAGGAGACCGUGUUCGUCGCCAGCUGUUCGGUUGCCGCCAAGGUGAUCAUCUGACGGAACUGAAUGCGUUCACUGCCUACGAACAUCAGACCACACAGUGUUCACCUAGUGAACUCAAAGCCUGGUGUCGUGAUGCUGGAUUGAAUGAACGUGGACUGUCUCAUGCUCUGACUCUUCGUGAUCGUAUCGGAGCCAUGUUUGCUCGACUAAAAUUACCCUGGGUUCGUGCCGAACCAGAAGGCAAUCCGGAACCGGUAUUGCGCGCCCUGGUUCGCGGUUAUUUCCAUCAGGUUGCACGUCUGGCUCCCUCCGGAUCACAUUAUCUCACUGUCCGAGGUGAUCAUCAACUGCGAUUGCACCCGAACAGUAUUUUGUUCAGCUCUACAAGCAAGUGGCCAGCCUGGAUCUUGUUCACACAUGUUUAUUUAGCGACCAGUGCAGAACUCAGUGGGGCAACUGGGUUUGGGGAGAAUCGUGGCCCGGGUCCAGUUCCCACCUGUGUGAGCGGAGUCAGUGCAAUUCAGGCAGACUGGUUAUUGGAACUUGCCCCACAUUAUUAUCAGUACGGAACUGAUCGGGAACAUGUUGAACGAGCGCUUCGGAUAACUGGUUGA